UUGAACAGAGGGAGGGUCUGCAUUCACCUCCUUCCCAGCAUCAGAGCCUCACAGACAGGACAGAGAGGAACAGGCACAGGGGAACAGACCCAAGCUGCCCUUGGAUGUGGAGGAAAGCUGAAGAAGAUUCUGGAAGAAGACUUUGGAUGCUCGCAUGUGCUCACUGUGACUAUACUGUGGAUUUUUUUGCAUAGUGUUUGAUUGAGGAGGACUGGAUCUCUGGGAGUAGACCAAAGGGAAGAAGACAUGCUCCAAUAGGACAACAUUGACAUUAGAUGGCACUCAGCACACAGUCAUCACUCACAGAACACACAUGCUAUACAAACACAAACACACAUACACACACACAAGUGAACAUACAGAGGGUCUUCUGAGCAUAACUGCAAAUUCUCCAAAAGUGUGGCUAUUUUCCAUUGAUCACUUCUCACGGACUGAGAAGCAAACUCAAGGACAAGCUAUGCAAAGAUGACGGGAAUGUUGUUUAUCAUUCUUCUGGCCCAUGCUGUGGUGGUUAGUGAGAGUGAACCCACCCAGCCCGGGCUUGAGAGAGGGGGGCAGGACUCUGAGGUUACAGAAGUGGGGGUUAUAGAUCUUGUGCUGGUCCAUAUGACGGAAGACAAAGUGUUCCAGCUGAUCAAUGCCUCCUUGAGUUUCCAGUGGGCCAGGCGCUUCUGCAGGAGUCACUUCAGUAUGCUGACUCUAAAGGAGUCACAGGAGGAUGAGGAGGGAGCUCUCUGGCUGCUAAAAGAGUUCCAGCUGCAGGAGCCCAUUUGGGUUGUAGAUGGCAACAGACCACUCUUCAGAGAAUCUGUGGCUGUGUCCAAACAGUACAAGGUCCUGCCCACCUUGUCCUUCUCUCUGGACACCAUGGAGGGCCACGCUCGCCUCAACACACACUUCCCACUGCUGCAUGCUGUGAGUGUGUGUGUGCGCAUCCAGUGGGAUCAACGGCACAACCAGGUCUCCACCAUCUUCUCCUACGCCGCCUCCGUCUUCAUCAACGAGUUUCAGCUCCGAGGACGAGCAGAUGGCGCGGACCAGCAGGUCCUGCUGGCCCUCAUCGUCCAUGGUCACCACUGCCCGUAUAAGGCCUCCUUCCCCAAUGAUGGAGAGUGGCAUCUGGUGUGUGUUAGCUGGAGGUACAGGGAUGGACUCUGGGCAAUAUACAUUGAUGGGGAGAUGAGAGACACGGGGACGCAGACUGAUACAACUCGAGAGAUCCACGGCGACGGGAUUUUCAUCUUGGGUCAGGAUCAGGAUUCUUUUGGCGGUGACUUUACAGAGCCGUUUGUGGGGAAUAUCACGGAUUUGAAUGUGUGGGACAGGGUUUUGGAGGAGGAACAGAUUCAGACACUGAAGGCAUGCUGGCCCCUGGAAAACCAGGAUGCCCUCUUCAGCUGGACUAGUCAGAAUCUGACCCUCCACCCGGAUGUAAAGGGAAUACCUGCCAAUAUAUACUGCCCAGGUAUACAGAGGCAGAGUGGGAGAGAAGAGUGUGAUGUUCUGCAGGGCUGGUCCUCUCACCACCUGCCACAGUACAGCAAACAGCUCUGCUCUGAGGAACUGCCCUUUAUCUGUAGAACCAGCAAAAAGCGUUAUAUGAUAAUGAAAGAGCUGAAGGAAGUCCAGAGCUCUCGUCCGAGUCCUUUCAUGAGCCACUUGAUGCAGGUCUCUGGGGAUACACAGGUCAUGGAGGAGCCUGUAGCAGGCAUUAGCUUGGGGCAAGCGUCUCAUCUCCUCAAUGUCUCGCAGCAAGCUCUGAGUGAAACGCGCAAGCCCCUGGAGCCAGCAGACGUGCUGUCGCUCAUGCAGAUCCUGUCUCGUGCAGCUGAAGUGUCCACCGUUGCGAACGAGAGCCAAACAACCAUCGAGCAACUGAGUCAACAUUUCGUCACAGUGGCGGACAAUAUCAUUAGCUCUGACAAUGCCCGUAUGUGGAAUGUGGUCAAAGAGGUUGCCAGUGGGCCAAUGUCUGUGGUCCGGAGCAUAGACCGCAUGGUGACCAAUCUCAACCCCUUGCUGAUAGCUGAUAGAGAUGUUGUUCAAAUCCAAAGCGACAACAUCAAGCUGCAGGUUCAGCAAAGGAGUCUGGGAGAAGGCACAGAGAGUUCCAACUUUUGUGGUCCACUCUCAGAAAAUAACACAGGCCUGGACUGCAUCUCCCUGCCAUCUCAGCAAAUGGAAGAACUCCACAGCAAUGGGUUCAGGAAGGUCACAUUCUUGAACACCUGGUAUGGUUCUCUGCAACAGCUCUUUAACACAGAGGAAAACAUCACCACAUUUCCUGAAAUCAGUGAUGGAACACAGAGGUUCCUGGGCACCAUAUUAGGCUCAUCAGUCAUCUCCAGCACUGUUCUAGGGGAUGGGCAACCCAUCAGUAUGCCUGUACGCUUUCAACUACAGCACAGAACACAGAAUCCCACAGGUUUUGUAUAUGAACCCAUAUGUGCAUUUUGGGAUUUUAACCUCAUGCCAGAGGAUGGUGGAAGCUGGUCCUCGUAUGGCUGUGAAGUCCUCUCCACCCAGGAGGACUCCACUACCUGCUCCUGCAACCACACCACCAAUUUUGCCUUGCUUCUGCAGAUCUAUGAAGUCGAGAGAAGCCCAGGGGAAGAGAAGACCCUGCAGAUGCUGACGUUCACUGGAUGUGGCGUGUCCCUGUGUGGCCUUAUUCUCACUCUCAUCCUCUUCACUGCAGUUGGAGUGCCAAAAUCAGACCGCACAACAGUCCACAAGAACCUGAUAGUGGCUUUGGCAGUGGCACAGCUCCUCCUGAUGAUAAGUGACUGGGCGUCCACAAACCAUGAGGCGUGCCUGUUGGUGACAGCUCUGCUGCAUCUCUUCUUCAUGGCUUCAUUCAGCUGGAUGCUGGUGGAGGGGCUGUUGCUGUGGAGUAAAGUAGUGUCCGUAAACAUCAGCGAGGAGAGACGUAUGCGCUUCUAUUAUGCACUGGGCUGGGGUUUACCUGUUGUGAUUGUCACUUUGACCUUGACAAUAUCCCUCAACAAGUACAAAGCAGACAACCACUGUUGGCUCAACAUAGAGUCUGAUAUAAUAUGGGCCUUUGUGGGACCUGUUCUCUUCGUUUUGACAGUGAAUACUGUUGUGCUUUGCCGUGUUGUCAUGGUAACUGUAUCCAGCGCUCAACGUAGAGCAAAGAUGCUCAGUCCAAGCUCUGUGUCCAAGCUCCACACAUUUGACCUCACCUGGGCUGCGACUCGUCCUGUUCUGAUUUUGCUGCCUGUGUUGGGCCUCACCUGGCUCUGUGGAGUCCUGGUGCACACGUCUGUGGUGGUGGCCUACAUUUUCAUCAUUCUCAAUGCCUUUCAGGGCCUGUAUAUAUUCCUGGUGUAUGCCGUUUACAACAGUGAGGUACGAAAUGCCAUAAAGAGGAUUCAGGAGAAGAGGAAGGCGUUGUCCUUCACGAACUGUUCUCAGCCCAUCAGCUUCCUCCCGUCCCAGAGGACUCCCACAGCCUUCUGGGCCCAGAGCCUGCCCACCCCGUCCAGCCUGGAGAACAGUGAUGCAUCAAGCCCUGUCACAAGCACCACCUCCAGCUCACUGGUCUUCAAGAACGAGAGUUUCAGAAAGGACAGCUUUGUCAGUUUUUCUCUAAAACCAGCUUCUGGGAAUCAGGUGGUUGAACUGACUGCCUUCAAGCCUUCAGGUUGCUGAGAUGAAAUUGUGAUAGUUGCUAAAGACCUGGACUUCACAGAAAUAUGGACUUCUUUAUGGGAUGAAGCAAAGGACACAAUUUAGCCAAACAUUAAAAACUAUGACAUGCACACUCUCAUUAUUUCACACUCUUCCACCCAAACACACACACACACACACACAUGCAUACGCACGCACACACGCACACACACACACACACACACACACACACACACACACACACACACAUCAAGCCAGGAAGCAGCUGGAUAGAUAGCUGCCUCCCCCACGAUGCGCCAGAACUCCUCCACAUUUUGCACAGCAUUCCCAGGAUUCAGUCCAGAGAACACAGAACAAGGUGAAUGCCCAAGCCUGUCUACUACAGAGCCAGAACACCAGUAUCAUGAGCCUCUACCAUUGUUUGCCUCAGUAUUAAGUGCUGCAAUUAGUUAAACAUACUUCAUCAGACUUGGCAUUAUUGUAAAUACUACCAUUGCAUUUGUCUGCAUAAUACAAUCUCCAAUGAGGCAUAUGCAGAGACAAAACUGUGAGUUAUUGCCUUUCAUUUUAUAUCAGAGUAUGUAACGCACAAAAUCAAACUAAUUAGAGGUAGUAUUGUAAAACAUUAUCAAAACGCAUGACCAGACAGCACUGUUGUAUUGUCAGUGUACAAAUGUAGAUUUUGAUUGAGGUGGAUCUUCCCAUCUGUACCGAUGCUGUUCUGUAGAUUCUGUGCAGAGCUCAAUGAAUGCACAACGCACAAUGAAGUAAGACAACUGUGUAAACCUAUCACUAGCUAAACACCUAUCACAGCCUCUGUCUGUUUAAAGGGACAUCCUACUGGGUGAAAAACAUAACGAGCUGCUUUAUUUCACAGAAUAUUCCAGAAACAAAACAAUCAAAAAACAGUUGGGUCAGUGUACUGAGUACUGCAUUCGGGUUUAGAACUUAAAUGUGAUUUUAGGGGAGGGUAAAGUUACUGUAGUAACUUUGUUUUGAGAUGUUUUUUUUUUGUUGUUCAUAUUGUCAUAGUUCCAGAAAGAAGAGUCUGUGGAAAAGCUUUGUAGGGGCUUGUAAUGGGUUUGGUAUGUACAUAAAAUAUUUGUUGUGAUCUGAA
Messenger RNA from Alosa alosa (allis shad), 4771 nucleotides. It is a transcript of the gene adgrd2, whose product is annotated as adhesion G protein-coupled receptor D2. Gene Ontology annotation, molecular function: G protein-coupled receptor activity. NCBI's taxonomy places the organism in Eukaryota, Metazoa, Chordata, Actinopteri, Clupeiformes, Clupeidae. The coding region runs from base 466 to 3675 and encodes 1069 amino acids. Gene Ontology annotation, biological process: adenylate cyclase-activating G protein-coupled receptor signaling pathway; cell surface receptor signaling pathway. The record is from RefSeq and is a predicted model, not a curated record. Gene Ontology annotation, cellular component: membrane. The transcript is spliced from 26 exons.